Molecule: messenger RNA, 1449 nt
Organism: Lathyrus sativus (Indian pea)
Lineage: Eukaryota; Viridiplantae; Streptophyta; Magnoliopsida; Fabales; Fabaceae
Source: the annotation of a GenBank genome assembly
AUGUUUUGUAGAUGGGUUUUUGUGAUUAUGAUGAUGAGUGAAAUAUUAGUAUGGUCCUAUGUGGAAGGACUUGGUGUGAAUUGGGGAACACAAGCAACACAUCCAUUGAAACCAGAUACAAUAGUUGAAAUGUUGAAGGAUAAUGGAAUUGGAAAAGUGAAGUUAUUUGAUGCUGAUGAUGAAACUAUGAGUGCUCUUGGUGGAUCGGGGAUUGAAGUGAUGGUUGGGAUUCCAAAUAAGCAAUUGCCUGAAAUGAGUAAUUAUGAUCGUGCUUUGCAAUGGGUUAGGAAAAAUAUUACUCGGUAUAACUUUAAAUCUGGGGGUGUUAAUAUCAAGUAUGUAGCAGUUGGAAAUGAGCCAUUUUUGAAAUCCUACAACAAUUCAUAUUUGAAUGUAACCUUCCCUGCCCUACAAAACAUUCAAAAUGCCCUAAAUGAACUUGGUUUAGGUGACUCCAUAAAAGCCACAGUCCCUUCCAAUGCAGAUAUCUAUGAAUAUCCAGAUCCAAACAAUGCGGUUCCCUCCUCUGGAAUAUUCAGACCAGAUUUAUCCAACCUCAUGACCCAAAUAGUUCAAUUCCUAAACAAAAACAAUGCACCAUUCACAGUAAACAUUUACCCCUUUUUAAGUCUCUAUGAAAAUGACAAUUUUCCAUUUGAUUAUGCAUUUUUUGAUGGAGUAACAAAUCCAUUAAAUGAUAAUGGAAUUUCUUACACAAAUGUUUUUGAUGCAAAUUUUGACACUUUAGUCUCAGCAUUAAAAGCAAUAGGGUUUGGAAAUAUGGAAAUUCUUGUUGGUGAAGUUGGAUGGCCCACAGAUGGUAACAAAAAUGCAAAUAUCCAAAAUGCAUUAAGAUUCUAUAAUGGUCUUUUACCUAAGCUUUCAUCAAACAAAGGAACACCAAAAAGAAAUGGUUACAUUGAAGUUUAUUUAUUUGGAUUAAUUGAUGAAGAUGCAAAAGAUAUAGCUCCUGGAAAUUUUGAAAGACAUUGGGGAAUUUUUAGUUUUGAUGGAAAACCUAAAUUUCCAAUGCAUGUUUCAAGUAAAAAUGGUGAGAAUAAGUUAUUAGUAGGUGCAAAAGAUAUGCAUUAUCUUGAUCCAAAAUGGUGCAUGUUUAACCCUAAUUCUAAUAAUUUAAGUAAACUUGAUGAUAAUAUUAAUUAUGCUUGUUCUUAUGCUGAUUGUACUCCACUUGGUGAUGGUUCUUCUUGCAAUGAUUUGGAUGCUAAUGGAAAAGCUUCAUAUGCAUUUAAUAUGUAUUAUCAAGUUCAAGAUCAGAAUGACCUAGCUUGUGAUUUUGAAGGGUUGGCUAUGAUUACAACUAAUAAUAUUUCAACUUCUAGUUGUGAUUUUAUUAUUCAGAUUAAUCCUUCUUCUUCAUCUUCUUUGUUGCCAUCUUUUGUUGGUUUCUUGUUUGUAGGAGUUGUGAGUUAUUUAAAUAUGUGUUGA